This is a messenger RNA of Ictalurus punctatus (channel catfish), 1382 nucleotides long. It is a transcript of the gene gatad1, whose product is annotated as GATA zinc finger domain containing 1. NCBI's taxonomy places the organism in Eukaryota, Metazoa, Chordata, Actinopteri, Siluriformes, Ictaluridae. Gene Ontology annotation, cellular component: nucleus. Gene Ontology annotation, biological process: regulation of DNA-templated transcription; chromatin organization. Gene Ontology annotation, molecular function: zinc ion binding; sequence-specific DNA binding. The record is from RefSeq and is marked provisional.
GUUGUCUAUUUGAGUAGAUAAUGUAGGGUAGUGUUUGUUUUUAAUGUUUCUACUAAAAAAAUGAUAAAUAUAUAUUUCGAGAAACGAUGAAUAGUGUUAGCGGUUGCUGUAGGUUUCGGUAACACAAACGUGUUCUCGUGCGUAAACCGAAAACAGCAGAGAAAGUAGAAGAGCUCGCAAUAUUUUUGAGGGUUUUUUAUUUUUCUUUCUUGUGUAAUGAAACGAUGCCGCUGGGUUUAAAGCCAUGUUGUGCUGUCUGCAAGACGAAUUCAUCCUCGAUGUGGAAAAAGGGAAACCAGGGAGAAAUCCUCUGUAACAACUGUACAGCUAAAAGCAGCAUCACAGGAGCGUCAGGACUGACGGUGUCCUCCAGCACACAGCAGAGUAAUGGCGGGGGCAAGCAGUCUAAACAGGAAAUCCACAGGCGGUCAGCAAGAUUGAGGAGCACCAAGUACAAGGCGCCUGCGUCCGAGAAGAAAGUUUCAUCAAAAGGAAAAGGAAGACGGCAUAUUUUUAAACUAAAAAAUCCUAUUAAAGCUCCUGAGUCCGUGUCCACCAUAAUCACUUCAGAGUCAAUCUUCUACAAGGGUGUUUACUAUCAGAUAGGGGAUGUGAUAAAGGUAACAGACGAAGAGGAUGGUAAACCUUACUUUGCACAGAUCCGUGGCUUUGUUCAGGACCAGUACUGUGAGAAAAGUGCUGCAUUAACGUGGCUGAUCCCUACACAGUCGAGUCCAAGAGAUCACUUUGAUCCAGGCACUUACAUAGUCGGUCCAGAAGAGGAUUUGCCCCGAAAAAUGGAAUACCUUGAAUUUGUUUGCCAUGCACCAUCAGAAUAUUUCAAGUCAAGGAGCUCACCAUUUCCAACAAUACCUAUUCGCCCAGAGAAAGGCUACAUUUGGACUCAUAUUGGACCUAUGUCCACUGUGGCAAUCAAAGAAACUGUUGGUUGUAAUUAAAUCUAACUUUAUAAACUGAAAUCAAUAUUUGAAUAAUGAUUAAGGGAGUAUUAUAUUCUUUAUUAUGUCAAUGGCAAAAUGUUCUUUCUCCUGACAUAUAUUCUGAUGUUCCUCUCAGUAUAGUGGUAGUCUAGUGUGGCUACCAUGUGACUGUUUCAUGGUUAGUUUGGUACCAUUUCGGGUAACAAAUGAAAACCUUCUCAGACACAUUUUGGAAAGACAAACGCCACGUUGUAAUGUACAAUGUAAGGAGAAGACGGCUAGUCCUCUAGAAGACCUUGUUCCUGCCCAGUAUAGUGCAGAAUUCUAAAUAGUUUGACAGAAGUCUGUGCUGGAUGUUCAAGCAGAAACUAAUAAUUUGAAAUAAAUGAAAUCAUUUGUCAUUUGUUAAACAGAAAAAUUAAUGAAAUAAAUUCAGAUGGU